Molecule: messenger RNA, 3297 nt
Organism: Klebsormidium nitens
Lineage: Eukaryota; Viridiplantae; Streptophyta; Klebsormidiophyceae; Klebsormidiales; Klebsormidiaceae
Source: the annotation of a GenBank genome assembly
AUGUCGAAGUCCAUCAACUUCCGACCUCCAUUUCAGAGCGAGACAGCCACCCUGCUGGUUGCUGUCCGCUGCAGACCCUUAAAUGCAAAGGAGAAGCUGAGAUUCCGGGACAUCCUACGGGUUGUAGAUGACAAGAUUGUGGUGGUUCUUGACCCGGACAUCGCAAAGGAGUAUCUUGACAAGGUGCAGGGACGAAGCAAGGAGAAGCAGUAUGCGUUUGACUUGGCCUUCGAUUACACAAACAGCAAUGAGGUCGUAUACCAACGAACCGUUGGCACGCUGGUACCCAACGUCGUCAAAGGCUUCACUUCGACGAUCUUCGCUUACGGAGCAACAGGAAGUGGAAAGACUCACACCAUGGUUGGGACUCAAGACGACCCCGGGCUUAUGGUUCUCAGCCUGCGAGACAUCUUCAACAGGAUUCAGAUGGAGACCGAGAUAGAUUUUGAAGUCACUUGCUCGUACCUUGAGGUGUAUAACGAAGUUAUCUACGAUCUGCUGGAGCGAUCUUCGGGCCAUCUGGAGUUGAGGGAAGACCCGGAACAGGGCAUCACGAUUGCGGGGCUGAAGAAGAUUCAGGUCAACUCGGCUGACCGCAUCUUGGAGUUGCUCGAGGAGGGAAACAGCCGGCGGAAAACUGAGUCCACGGAUGCCAACGCAACCUCCUCAAGGUCACACGCUGUUUUGGAAAUCGUCGUCAAGCGGAAGGAGAAGAACAACUACAACGCCCCGGUCUUGAAAGGGAAGCUGUCCCUUGUAGACCUGGCUGGCAGUGAGCGCGCGAGCGAGACGAAUAACGCGGGGCAGAAGCUGCGAGACGGGGCCAACAUCAACCGGAGCCUUCUUGCGCUGGCGAACUGCAUCAACGCGCUUGGAAAGCAGGGAAAGAAGGGGCUCUCGUAUGUGCCCUAUAGGAACAGUAAGCUGACGCGGCUUCUCAAAGACGGCCUUAGCGGCAACUCGCGGACGGCUAUGAUUGCCACAGUCUCCUCCAGCAGCGACCAGUAUCAGCACACGACCAACACGCUCAAGUAUGCGGACAGAGCCAAAGAGAUCAAGACGCACAUACGGACGAACGUAGGCACGGUGGAGAGUCAUAUCUCAGACUACCAGAAGAUGAUUGACGGACUACAGAUUGAGGUACAGACCCUUCGGAAGCAGUUGACCGAGAAGGACACGCAAUUGACGGCGCGGGACUCAAAGUCGGAAGAUGCUGAGUUGGCUUGGCUCGACGUUCUCAGUACCGAGAUCAGCGAGAAUGUGGAUGAGCGGAUCAACCUGCAAAAGGCUCUGUUCGAACUGGAGGACAUCACGCUGGAGAACAGAAACGAGGUGGAGCAGAUCGAGGCGGCGAUAGCGCGCGUGGAGGGAGGGGAGAUGGCUCCAGACGACGACCUAGAAACCCUUAGGGAACGACAUCAGAUGGCUCUCGAAAACCUGCGCGAGAACGAGGAUGCCAGCGCGCGGUACAAGGCAGACAUUUCCAACAACGAGGCCCUGCGAAAAGAAUUGCAGAAAAAGAUUGACUCGGCCAUCCAGAGUGACCACAACACCACCUUCCUACGGAUACUCAGCCAGUACCGGCUGUUGGGAAUGACCAACAUGGAGCUCCAGAUUCAGAUGGCUAUCAGAGAUCAGAUCAUCCAGGACCAGAGCGACGUCGUCAACAGCCUUUGGCAGGUGCUCGAGGCGACCGGCCUAGACCACGCGCAGAUCAUCCAAGUCGCCGCCGAAAACGGGAUAACCAUAGACGACAACGGGUGCCCAGGCCAAGUCCCCAACAUCCGGCCGGGGGCGAACCGGUUCCAAAAAGACGGCGCAGGGGGGCAAAACCGCCCGAAAAUGCGUCUCGACAUGUUGCAAAUCAUUCCCCCCGAGCAAUACCGGGCCAGCGUUUUGGGCGACAACGCGGCGCGCGACGCGGCCGCGCCGGUCGCCGCCCAGAGCGCGGCCGCGCACGCGGAGGGGGGCUAUCUCGCGGCCUUCCAGAACGGGGUUAACGCAAACGCGAGGGGCAGUUACGCCCAGUCGCACGCUCAGAGCAGCAGUGCGAUGGGCUUUGGCGGAGGGGGCGACCAUCACGCGUCUCCCCCGCGCAGCAAGUCGCCCCUCCCGAGCCCCCGCCCAGCGUCCUCCCCCUCCGUGACGGCGCAACCGCCGAGCGUUGUCGCCAACGGACUGAGCACGUAUCCCGGAAGUCUAGGUUCGCCCCCCGUGAGUCCCCGGGGCAACCCGACGGGCGGUUACAAGGCCUCCCCGUUCUCUUUGGUACAUACCCGCAGCGCCGGAAACAGUCCCCGGCCAAGUAUUCCGAGCCGGGAAGGCCUGUCACAGCGACCCGCCUCUUCCGCGAGCAUUAGCUCCGACCAAAGUUUCGCCUUCAGAAGGGGCGAAAUUGCGCCCGGUGAAAGGAGCUCCGGUGACGAGGAAACCUACGAAGCGGGCCAAGAAGGGCGGAGUUGGAGCCCGGUUAGGAUAACCCGCCCGACCAGCCUGCGGAGAGAAGGAUGGGUUAGCGAGCAGACCUCCGCAGCUAACCGGACGGUUAGCAGCCCCUCGCGAAAUGACGACGGGAACGCGUUGUCGUCUGAGAGCUGGGCGAGCGCUGCGGACGAUCUGUCGGACAGCGACGCGGAGGUUAGGACGCCGGUUAAGGGCUUGGUAAGGGCAAACAUGGAGGAGGCGUGGGGAUCCAGGGCGAUGGAGGGCGACGAAACGGCGGCGGGUUCCAAGAUGGUUAAGGAUAAUGAGAACUUGCGGAAGCAGAUAACGAGGCUCGGGACCGAGCUUGCGAGCUUGCAAAAGGACUUGCACAGCGGACGGGGGGGCGUUAAGGGGAGCUUCCGGCGGAAGAGCAGCGUUAACUACAAGGCGGGUUACGGGUCGGUGAGCGACGGCGAGGAUCGGUACGGGCGGUCGAACACGGCUGCGUCUGAUAGGCGGAAUAGGAACGUCCACGUGGCGCAAGAAUACUCGACGGACUCGGAGCAGGAAGAGGAGCAGAGCACGUUGACGAGCCACCGGAUAAGCUACAGCGUUGGCCAUAGCGGAUCCGCUGAGCCGCCUUCUUAUGAGCGCUCGCGGGCGCGGGGUCUAGGAGCGGUGCCCGAGAGCAGCGCCCGGAAGUCACCUACCGGGGGCUUUGUACAUGAGAAACGGCAGAGUAUGGUUGGUUCGCAUGCCAGUCGGAGUACGGACGCGGGGAGGCGGCGAUCGAGCAAAACGGAAGGGGGCUUGCCGGGAAUGUCAGCCGCGGCCAAGAUGAGGAACGUAAAGACCAUUCCGGACUGGCGGUAA